AAGGAGAACGCGAAGGAGAGAGAGAGCAGUAUAUUAUGAAAGACACCGAAUAGACUCAUCGUACCAACGCCUCUCUGUCUGCAGUCAGUCGAAGACGAAGAAGAAGGGGAAGGGGGGAAACCCGUUGUAGGGCGACCUCUCUGAGCGCAUCUUACGCCCAGCAUCUCACUAACACACAGCCCACAUCACGCAGUGAAGACUUGUGUCACGGGACUAAAACGCCUGUGUAACUUGGACCACUGUGCCCGAGAGUUGUAGUGCGGGCGGCUGGAAAUGAACUCUGAAGGUGGGCUUCGUGUCGGCGCAUUCAACAUAAGACUCGGCGCUUCUGCUCAUCACCAGUCCACAUGAGAAGUUUGACAGGAGCAGGUUGAAGGGAGUCUACCUGUGCUUCCGAUAGGCUGUUCACUUUGCAGCCUGCAGCUCGCGGUCGGAACUCGACCACUGCUCCACAGGACACUGAGGGUUGCAUGCCUCAGUGCCAAGAAAUUGCAAUACGUGGGAGACUUCUGCUAAGAAGACGCAAAUACAUUUGUGGAGGAUGGAGGAGAGAACUGAGGAAGGACACACACAGGAGAACGGAGGCAGUGAUUGUGCAGCCAGACAGCCUCGCACCUCUCCCUGCACCAGUCUGAGGAUGUUUCUGGUGGCAUUGUCCUUUGCCUACUUCGCAAAGGCUCUGUCGGGGAGCUACAUGAAGAGCACAAUAACCCAGCUCGAGAGGCGCUUUGACAUCCCUAGUUACCUAAUAGGUGUCAUUGACGGGAGCUUCGAGAUAGGCAACUUGCUGGUGAUAGCUUUUGUCAGUUACUUUGGAGCCAAACUCCACAGACCAAAGAUCAUUGCAGUGGGCUGUGUAUUGAUGUCCAUCGGCACCUUCAUCAUAGCUCUGCCUCAUUUCAUCAUUGGUCGCUAUGAGUUUGAGACAUCAGUGCGGUGGGUAGUGAACUCAACUCUUAACCCCUCUCCGUGUCGGCCAGACUCACCAGCAAACCUGACAGAAGACGGUACACUACCUCAAGUGCCAGCCUCAGGUUGUGAAGGCGAGUCCAACCUGUCCAUGUGGAUCUAUGUGCUCCUUGGAAAUGUUUUACGCGGGAUUGGAGAGACACCUGUUCAGCCUCUGGGAAUCUCGUAUAUAGAUGAUUUUGCCACUGAGGAGAAUGCAGCACUUUAUGUUGGUUGUGUGCAGACCAUUUCAGUGGUUGGCCCUGUGUUUGGUUACCUAUUGGGCUCCCUUUGUGCCAAAAUCUAUGUGGACAUUGGAUUUGUAAAAAUGGAGACCAUCACCAUUACCCCAUCAGAUUCCCGCUGGGUGGGGGCCUGGUGGCUGGGUUACCUCAUAGCUGGGGUUAUCACCCUUCUUUCUGCUAUCCCAUUCUGGUUUCUGCCCCGCUCUCUACCCGUGCCCGGGCCAGAGGUCCCAGAGAAGUGCACACCAGAGCAGACGAGUUUCAUCAAAGGCUCUCCCCUUCUGAAGCACAAGUACUCAGCAGAUGAACACACUAGUUUUAUAGAGAUGGCCAAAGAUUUCAUUCCAACCCUGCGAACGCUGCUGGCACACCCAGUCUAUCUGGUCUACCUGUGCGUGACAAUCAUUCAGCUGAACUCUCUCAUCGGCAUGGUCACUUACAAGCCCAAGUACAUUGAACAGCACUUCAGACAAUCAGCUUCAAAGGCCAACUUUCUGAUGGGUGUGAUAAAUAUCCCAGCUGUGGCACUGGGGAUGUUUUCUGGAGGUCUGCUGAUGAAGAGGCUGAAGCUGAACAUCAUGGGAGCAGCCAAGUUUGCCUUUGGCACAUCCCUUAUUGGUUACAUCCUGUCACUGUUCUUCUUCGCAAUGAGUUGUGAGAAUGCCAAGGUGGCCGGGGUGACACUUUCAUAUGACAACAUCGAUAGGAUAUCGUAUGAUAAGCACCCGCUCUUCACAGACUGCAACUCAAAGUGCGUUUGUUCAUCGAGUGACUGGGACCCAGUCUGCGGCGAGAACGGCAUCACAUAUGUUUCUCCGUGUCUGGCUGGCUGCACCACCUCUGCUGGCUCAGGAAAAAACACAGUCUUCUCUAACUGUUCCUGUGUCGGUGUGGCUGGUAACUUUACGGCCAGUACAGGUCACUGCCCUCAAAAGGACGACUGUGACAGGAUGUUCCCGUACUUCCUGGCGCUCUCUGUCAUCACUUCCUUUAUCAUCUCUCUUGGGGGGACACCAGGAUACAUGCUUCUUAUCAGGUGCAUCAAACCACAGCUGAAAUCUUUGGCCCUGGGUUUCCACGCAUUGGCAACACGGACCCUUGCAGGGAUCCCAGCACCCAUUUACUUUGGAGCAAUCAUUGACACCACAUGUCUAAAAUGGGGUCAGAAAAGGUGUGGGGGCAUAGGAGCCUGUCGAAUCUACAACACCACCGCCUACAGAAUAGCAUACCUGGGCCUGACUCUGAGCCUACGGACUAUCUCCUUUAUUAUUUGCAUCCCGGGCUUCAUCCUGCUCAGUCGACAGCUGAAGGAGGAGGAACGAAACGCCAUCCACGGAGCUCUGAGGAACGGUGGAACCGAACUGGAGGUGCUCAGGAAGGAAGAGCUGGUUAUUUCUAAUUCUGACCAGCCACACCACCCAUCAGAGAACAGCACAGAUAGGCAGACACGACUUUGACAGAGCCAGCAGAGCUGACGGCCGCAUAUAUACCCACAGUAUGUCCAGAGCGCUGCUGCACACAUGCACGCUCGCUCACAUGAAAACAAGAUUUGCAGGGAAUCACUUGUUGUCCAGUCAUCUCAUGUAAAGCAGAAAUUCUAUAUUUGUACUGCUGGAUGUGUAAAGGCUUUGUAAAUCUGACAGAAAUUUGAUAUGACUUAAAUAUUUCUUGAAUGUACAUGCUGUUUUUCCUUUUAAGAAAAAAAUACAAAACAUACAAUAUUUUUGAGUUGAAAAAAAUAUCAAUUUGGAAAUGUGACUUGUACAGACUACUGCAAAACAGUACUAUUUUGAACACCAGCAUUUCAUAAGCUGCCUCUUUAAGAUCCUUCUUUCAAAGUUAUUCCGUUAUUCAGUAGUGUUACAGAACCGAAGAGGUAAAGUGGCCUUAUAAACCGGAGGCACAACAGCAAACUGAUAUGUCCUAAAAAGAAAAAUCUGGCCUUUAUAGACAUGAGAUUUUUUUUUCUCCAUUAAAUGAGUUGUAGAAUUGCUCGUACAUUUCAGUAACACUUGGAGGAUAUUGAUAUGAUGUUUCGGUAUGUGCCUCAUUCACUCAACUGUUACCUCUUAAUGUGUGUUUCAGAGAUCUUUAAAAAACAAUUUCAUUUUACUUUUAAAUUUCAGAUCAUCUGAUCUUUACUCGUUUAGGAAAAAACGAUUCAUUUUUGCUUUUUACUUAAAGCCCAAAGUUGUGAGUGUAUAGCAGUUUGUUGUUUUUGUGCUUUCUGGAUGUGAACUUUGGGUCCGUUGAUAUUCAUAAUCACUAGAAAUGGGAAUUGUAUUUUAGUGAAAUCUGCUUCAGCAAACAGCUCUGCUUUUGUCAAACUCUAGAGCCAUGACACUUACCUCUGAGUGGUGCAAAUGUUUUAGUUUCACACACACACACAACUGACUAAAGCUGUUAAUAGCUGGUAUCAGAUCAAAUUUGCAUCUUAAACUUCUCAAUUGGGCUCCCCAGGCUCUGGUAUUAAAUAACCAUUGUUGUGCCUUGGAAAAGGCAGAGAUUGUAUUGUUGCAACACUGAUAAAGUACUUACUGUAAAAAAAAAAAAAACGAGAAGAAGAAGAAAACACUGUGUGUGAUUGUUGUUGCUGAUAUGUAAAAGUUCUGUUUCCAUCGUCAUGCGUUUCACUGGUUGGUGUUUCUACCUUUGUAUUCUUUAUGUGUGUCUUUAUGCCAAUGUCACAGUUUUAUCUCCCCUUUCUUCUCUUAAACAUUAACCCCAUUUUUUUUUUUUUUUAGCAUUUUCUUUCAUUGAAAGCAAAUGAUCAGAUAUCUGACUGCUUAAACUAGAGCUCUGUUCAGGGAUCUGAUGAAGUUAUUUGAGGGUACACUAGCUGCUCUGAUGUGAUGUUUUGCAAUGUCUGAUGAAGUCAUGAUCUUUGGAAUGCAUUCAAAUUCAUGCCCAAAGUAUUGAUAUGGUUGAAAGUCGAGUACCGAUUAUUGAGACUCAUCGCAACACUUUUCUUUAGUGCAGUAGUGUACGAGUGUACACUGCUGCCAAUCUCUAUGAUUCAGAAAACAGUUUCCUUCGACCACCCAUUUGUGCAAUACCAGAUGCCCUUUAUAUGUACAUCAGCAGAAAGACUAAAUUAGCCCAGUUUAAAAUUCAAAGCAUGUGGUAAAGGAUUUGACAGACCUUUUAAUACAGACACACUUUCCCGGAGUGUUAAUUUAUUUUCUUCGGACGGUUGCAACAGCAGUAAGUGGAUCAGACAGUUUCAGUUCAAGCCCGUAGAGACUGUGUUUGAUGUGAGAUUAUUUUCGAGUCUUUAUCAUUUCAGCAAAUGAUAAAGCUUAGGGUACAUCCUACCACUGACACUAAAGUGUAUUCAGAAGUAUUGAUAAUGCACACCCCUCCCCCCCCCAACACACACACACACACAAAUAAAAUACAUAAAUAUAAAUAUAUAUUUAUACACAUAUGUCCCUACAUGAUUGUACAUUUUCAUGAUAAAAAGCAUCAUCUGACCUGUUAUUACAAGUGACAAAAACUUGCCUCAACAUCACAUGUUGUGGUAUUUGUCACUUUCAACGGGAGCUGUGUGUUUUAAGUAAUAUGGUUUCAGUUUAUAAUAUUUAUAGUAGCAUAAACUCUAUUGAAAAUGAACACUAUUUACCAUGUAGCUUUUGUAUUGCUGUGGGCUAUCAGCAUCUCAUCGUUGAUGAGAACCUGUAAUCUAAAUAUGGCUUCUGGUUUGGUAGCUUAGGGGACCUUAACUGAAAGUAUUUGCUUGAUUUGUGGAUAGAUGAAAUUUGGCAAAAUUGGGUUUUAAAAACAUGUUAAACUGCGUCCUUUAAAAACAGCGUGUGGAUUGAAGGAGGAUCUCUUGCAUUGCACUGCUGUUAGGAAUAUUCUGAAGUUUCCUGUAACUUUCCACUCAAGUGCCAAAUCAGAUUUAGUCAGUCCCAUUUUUUUAUUUUUAGAUAUCAGGGUGAAGUGAUAUUGCUCCAGUAACAGAAUGUUCAGUGUGACUGAAAAAAGGCAUUCAAUUUAAUUUUGCAGUCACCAGUUUUAUUUCAAGGUCAUGAAUUUACGUUUUUCAAAGGAGCCGUUGACCCACAACACACGUACUAUUAGGGUAAGUUGCAGCAUGAGGUGACUGUGUCAUCUUCAGGUUCAGUUUCAGGCUGACAAACUCAGAACGGUGUAGAGAAAGAAAGUCAUUAUCUCAAUAAUGUAAGGCAUUUGCUUGCAUUAAAGAAAUCAGAAUGUAAAUAACUUUCUUGGAUUAUUUUUGUAAAAUUUCAAGGAAUAUCUUAAAUGAAAUAUUAAAAUAAAGAAUUUUAAUACCCAAUCACAUUAUGGUUUUUUGUGAUUUGUUUCAUUAGCUGGGAAAAAGAAAAAGAAAAAAAUGG
Molecule: messenger RNA, 5554 nt
Organism: Pelmatolapia mariae (spotted tilapia)
Lineage: Eukaryota; Metazoa; Chordata; Actinopteri; Cichliformes; Cichlidae
Product: solute carrier organic anion transporter family member 1C1-like
Exons: 15
Coding region: 542-2650 (702 amino acids)
Biological process (GO): transmembrane transport; sodium-independent organic anion transport
Cellular component (GO): plasma membrane
Molecular function (GO): protein binding
Source: RefSeq, a predicted model, not a curated record